This is a messenger RNA of Portunus trituberculatus (swimming crab), 2123 nucleotides long. Its product is annotated as sepiapterin reductase-like. Gene Ontology annotation, biological process: tetrahydrobiopterin biosynthetic process. The record is from RefSeq and is a predicted model, not a curated record. The transcript is spliced from 6 exons. Gene Ontology annotation, molecular function: sepiapterin reductase (NADP+) activity. The coding region runs from base 154 to 948 and encodes 264 amino acids. Lineage: Eukaryota; Metazoa; Arthropoda; Malacostraca; Decapoda; Portunidae.
CUCUGAGCGAUAGUUACGGACAAUGGUCUGCAGCUCCCUCCCUUUUCUCCCCCUCCGCCCUCCUUCCCUUCAGUCCUCCUCUGUCUCGCUCACCCAGUCUCCCUAUAUCUGACUCAGUAUUCCCGCGCCCUUCGAGUGGAGAGGACGUUAGAGAUGAGUGACUCAGGCAGUGCCCCGUGGUGGGUGGUGGUGACGGGCGCCUCGCAGGGCUUCGGGGCGGCGAUCUGCACCGAGCUGGCCCCGCUGCUGCCACCGGGCUCAAGGAUGUUGGGCCUGGCGCGCUCCCAGCAGGGCCUGGCCACCACGGCAGCCGCGGUCACCAAGGCCAAUCCCGCUGUCACGUUCAGCCCUGUAGUGAUGGAUCUUGCAACAGCCAAAGCCGUGGACUAUGAGGCAGCCUUGGAAGACAACCUUGGGACCAGCCAGUCUUCCCCACCAGGCCAGGCCCUCCUUUUUCAGAACGCUGGCUCCCUCGGCAGCCUUAAGUACCUCAGGGAAAUGGAUGAUGCAGCACACCUUUCUGCCUACUUCAAUCUUAAUAUUAGCUCGGUGAUCCUGCUCAAUGCUGCCUUCAUGAGACUCAUCUCAGCAGUGUCUGGCAAAGUGAAAGUCAAGAUCAUCAACAUCUCCUCCAUCUGUGCCCUGGAGCCCUUCAAGAGCUGGGGCCUCUACUGCACCAGUAAGGCUGGCAGGGAUAUGCUCUUCAGGGUGCUGGCUGCCGAAGAUCCAGGUGUCAGGGUCCUUAACUACUCUCCAGGGCCUCUGGACACUGGCAUGCAGGUUCAUGCACGGACAGAGACACAAGAUGACGACAUCCGCAAGGCUUUUACUUCCAUGAAGGAGGAGGGUAAGCUGCUCAGUUGCCAAACAUCUGUCAGGAAGUUGCUGCAAGUCCUGGAGAAGGAUGAAUUCAAGUCUGGCGGUCACGUUGAUUUCUUUGAGGUCUGACAGCACAAAGAGUGAAUGGUACUUGGUUUCUGCUGCCAACGAUGGUCCUUGUGUAACUGUUAUUGUAGUACUCUAGUUUGCUUUGAAACAACAAUACUUCAACAUUCUCUUUCCUCUUGAUAUUUAUUACAUUGUACAGUAACCAUUACAUCCACAUCAGUCUUCUGUUACUCUUAGAACCUGCAUUUGAAAAUCUUAUCCUUAUGGAAAUUAAGAAAGUAUAAUUUACUUAAUUGACUUUAAUACAUGUUCAGUUACACUCAGUAAUUAUUAGAUGCUCCAUCAUUUCAACAGAUGCCAAACAGAGCCUCAACAAAUUAGGGUUAUAUGAUAGAGUAAAUGCACAUAUAGUAAGUAUUAUGUACAGUAUUUAAUAUAACAACAUUCUUAAUUCAGUGGAUGAAAUGAAUUCACCACUUUGUAUUACAGAGGCUUCCAUCAAACUUAGCCUUCAUUGCUUCUCAGAAUGUUGCCAGUUCAGAAAGUUGUACCCCAUUAAUACUAAUAUUUCACAAGUUAGUGGUGAACCAGUGUGUGUGGUGACUGUGGUGGUGUGGACCAGUGUUCAGUGUUUGUGGUGAUACUACAGGCUUUCAUUACACUUAAUUCAGAAGAGCAGUGAAAGACAUGCAUAUCACUGGAUAAAUGGCAACAUAAUUUUAUAGUGAAGAAAGAAUAUACAAACAAGAGAAUAGCUGCAUAUAUACAGAGAUGUAAGUGCCAAGGAUACCUUAGCAAAUUAAAUUGUAAAAGAAGCAUUAAGAUACAAAUGAUAUAACAAGCAAAUUAAAUUGUAAAAGAAGCAUUAAGAUACAAAUGAUAUAACAGGCAUUGUAUCACAUUCAGUUUAAAGAUCAUUGUUCAAAUAUACAAGUCAUUGCAUUGCAAUAUAAAAAUAAUGACUUCUAUAUGAAAGCAGACAUGUCUUGGGUAAUUAAGCACCAUUACUAUGACAGUAACAACUCCACUGCAUUCAAGUUUUUACUGCUACUCCACUCUGUCUUUCUGCAGAGGGAGUGUCGAAAGAUUUUUGUUACAUCAUAUUUAAUAAAGUCACUUGUACAAUAAAUAAUGCAGUGAGCUAAGGUGUGUGUGUGUGUGUGUGUGUGUGUGUGUGUGUGUGUGUGUGUGUGUGUGUGUGUGUGUGUGUGUGUGUGUGUGUGUGUGUGUGUGUG